This is a messenger RNA of Conger conger (European conger), 1429 nucleotides long. RefSeq names its product adaptor related protein complex 1 subunit sigma 3a (gene ap1s3a). The transcript is spliced from 6 exons. Lineage: Eukaryota; Metazoa; Chordata; Actinopteri; Anguilliformes; Congridae. Gene Ontology annotation, molecular function: clathrin-cargo adaptor activity. The record is from RefSeq and is a predicted model, not a curated record. Bases 154 to 618 code for a protein of 154 amino acids. Gene Ontology annotation, cellular component: intracellular membrane-bounded organelle; AP-1 adaptor complex; membrane coat. Gene Ontology annotation, biological process: intracellular protein transport; vesicle-mediated transport.
CACAAAGUGCUGUGCAAGCAGCGCACCUUGUCCCUCGCGCAGCCUGACAGAAUUCCUGGAAGGGCAACUAUGCUGUCUUAUCGGAUCGGCGAGAAGCAUAAAGUGGGCAGUACCGUGUAUUAAGACCAGAAAGACCCUCCGCUGGAUUCAGAAAUGAUGCGAUUUCUGCUGCUGUUCAGUCGGCAGGGGAAGCUGAGGCUGCAGAAGUGGUUCCUGCCGCUCACGGACCGCGAGAAGAAGAAGAUCAUCCGCGACAUGAUCCUGAUGGUGAUCCCCCGGAUCCCCCGCUCCUGCAACUUCCUGCACUGGAGAGACCUGAAGAUCGUUUACAAGAGGUACGCCAGCCUGUAUUUCUGCUGUGGAAUGGAGGAAGGGGAUAACGAGCUCUUGGGUCUGGAGGUGCUGCACCGCUACGUCGAGCUGCUGGACAAGUACUUUGGGAAUGUGUGUGAGCUGGAUAUAAUAUUUAAUUUUGAGAAGGCCUACUUCAUCCUGGAUGAGUUCCUCAUGGGCGGGGAGGUGCAGGAGACCUCCAAACUGACCGUGGCCCAGUCUAUGGAGGAAUCUGACCUACUGCAGGAGACGAUGGAGGAGUACGUGAACAAGCCCACCUUCUGAAUGGGGAAACGGACGAGCCCUCCACACACUGGAGCUGUACGGCGGCAAACCAGAAGGAUUCUGGGUAACUGAAACGCUUUUGAGCCACUGGACUUGUAUUUGUGUAUUUUAUUUUACACACUUUAAACAUCCAAAAACAUAAAGAAACUGCUUGUUUUUAAGUAUUUAGUAAAUGCAUAUUUUUAUUAACAUGAACUAUAUUUGAGUUACAGUUAGGGUUAGAAAAAAAGCUGUUUCUAUAAUAAUUUGAAAUGCAUCUUGGGAAUAUCACCACUGGGAUAAAAUAAUGACUUGAAAUAACGAGUUCCUCCAGAUGAGGCAUUUCAGCCAGGUGGUCAGUAAUACGUUUUUUAACUAGUAUAAGUAAUAAGUCAUAUGUAACACGAUGUUUGAUAUCCAGGAGCUUUUCCAGAUGAGUGACAGCUGUGUGUGACCAGGCCUGGUACAGCAGUCAUGAAUAAAGCUCUCUGCUGUUCACAUAUGAUGGGUUAUUAGACACAAUGUUCUCAGUGUAAUUAUAAUUAUGGUUCUUCACUGUUAAUCUUCACCAAUCACAGUAAUUUCAGCAGAUAUGUGUGCUUGAUCGCCCCCCCCCCCUCCCUCUGAAUCCCCUUCUUUCAUAGAAAACAUUGUUGGUGUUUUAAAUCAUUAUUUUACCCCGAUAUAAAAUUUUUCAUGCUUUUAUGAGUCCCGUAGCUGCAGUCCAGCCCCAAUAUUGGAGAGCUCUCCUUGCCAGGGAAAAUGAAGGCCUAUUUUCAAGUUUUGUCAUGUUUCUAUUGUAAUACAUUUAAAAUAAAUAUUUUUAUAUAAA